Messenger RNA from Rhineura floridana, 4788 nucleotides. It is a transcript of the gene DLGAP1, whose product is annotated as DLG associated protein 1. Gene Ontology annotation, molecular function: molecular adaptor activity. NCBI's taxonomy places the organism in Eukaryota, Metazoa, Chordata, Lepidosauria, Squamata, Rhineuridae. The coding region runs from base 1118 to 4048 and encodes 976 amino acids. Gene Ontology annotation, biological process: signaling. The transcript is spliced from 17 exons. The record is from RefSeq and is a predicted model, not a curated record. Gene Ontology annotation, cellular component: postsynaptic specialization; glutamatergic synapse.
UCCUCCUAUACCCACAGUCAAAAAAGGACAUUCGGAAGAGCUCGAUGGAGAGGUUCCCAUCAUCGUCGCGGCAUAAGAGGAAGGGAAAUCCUCCGUACAGUAACGAGCCUUCAGGAUAAAGCCGCCGCUUUCUUCAGUUGGGAAACGCAGAUCUCGGUGUAGCCUUAGGAAGCACGCUGGCAUAACGUGACGCCGCCUGUCGGGUCAGCACUACUGCCUCCGCCCUUGCACACAUAAUACCUACAAAGGCACGCACGUUACAGCACCUCGACCAGAAGGCUGUGCUGCUGCCACUCCGGGCACGCACACGGAUCGCACGCUGAUAUUGUCGCCGCAGCGCUUUACACACACACACGGAUUAGGAACCUCUGCCACCGCCGCCUCUACUUUUCUCUCGCAUCCUCCCACUCCGUGUUUUGCCUUCUGCCUUGUGGGCUACUUGGCUCCGUUUGACUGCCUGCCUGCUUCUCAGAGAGUAAGACGGAGGGGACAGAAGAUGACCGCCUUCUGAAAACACCAGGACCAUAUUACUGACGAUUUCAAAAAGCUAUAAAUUAUCUUCACUUAUACAAGCGGGUCGACAAUGGUGCUCCAACAAUCUGUUCAAGCUUCCUGAGGAAAAAGUCUGCAGUAGAAACAUCAUGAAAAAACAGCCAAGAAUCAAACAUCACAAGUGACAUUCUUUAUUAAGGACUGUACAGUUUUCACCUCUUAAACAUCUAACAAGUGAAGAUGAAAAACUGAGUACAGGAGGAAGAACAGGAUGAAGAAUGCAGCUGCAGUGAUCAGAGCUGACAGCUUUAAUAAAGAGAGCUGCUGAAGCUCCAAUGUGCACUGAUGAUGAACAAAAUACUGCAGAUUCAUCUUGUACUGGAGAACAUUCUUCACUUUAGAAAAUAUAAAGAUGAUUUAAUAAACUGCAACAGAAGUCAAUGUAUUGACCUCUACAGAUUGCUACAAAUGGCAGUGUUGGGUUCCAGUGUUCACUGUGGGAGUCCCAUACAUAUAUAGAUCCCUCUGGAAGCAGGAACUGCUCCAUUUUCUUUGGUCUUACAUGGUGAUCUUUCAGUAACAUAAGUACACAUACUCAGAUGACUUUGGAAAUUUUUUCACAUCAAUGAUGAAAGGAUUAUCUGGCAGUCGCAGUCACCAUCAUGGAAUUGCCUGUGAACCAGCAUGUGACUCUAUGGUACAUCACUCAGACAGGAAGCCAUAUUUGUUAAAUCCUGUGGAACAUCACCCUGCAGAUCACUCUUACUACACUCAGAGGAACUCUUUUCAGGGAGAAUGCAUGGUUCCCUACAAUGAUCAGCUUGCUAGCAGCACAUUCCCUCGGAGACAUUAUAAUGCCCGUAAUGAACUUAAAGAUGAGUGUGCUUUGGUGCCACAUGGAACAGCCAAUAAAAGUAAUCGCAUCCCUGCCAAUCUUUUGGACCAAUUUGAACGGCAGCUUCCUCUAAAUCGAGAUGGCUACCAUACUUUACAGUACAAAAGGACUGCUGUAGAACAACGUAGCGAUAGUCCAGGAAGGAUCCGUCAUUUGGUUCAUUCCGUUCAAAAGCUUUUCACAAAAUCUCAUUCUCUUGAAGGCCCAUCAAAGGGCAGCAUCAAUGGAGGCAAAUCAAGCCCAGAAGAAACACAGUCUAUGAGGUAUGGCAAACGUAGCAAGAGCAAAGACAGGAGGUCAGAAGGAAAAUCCAGGUCAAAUGCAUCAGGAUGGUGGAGUUCAGAUGACAACCUAGACAAUGACGUUUGCAUUUACCAUGGGCCAAGUGGGGUUAUGACUAUGGGAAGAUGCCCUGACCGUUCUGCUUCUCAAUACUUUAUGGAAGCCUAUAACACUCUCAGUGAACAUGCUGUGAAGCCUUCCAGAAGCAAUAACGAUAUCAAAUGUUCCACCUGCGCAAACCUGCCAGUAAAUUUGGAUGCUCAGUUAAUGAAAAAAAGUUCUUGGUCCUCUACACUGACAGUGAGCAGAGCCCGUGAGGUUUACCAAAAAGCUUCCAUGAAUAUGGACCAGACAGUGGUGAAAUCAGAGACUUGUCAACAAGAGCGGUCUUGCCAGUAUCUUCAGGUUCCUCAAGAUGAAUGGUCUGGGUAUACUCCACAUGGCAAAGAUGAUGAGAUUCCAUGCCGGCGAAUGCGUAGUGGCAGUUACAUCAAAGCCAUGGGAGAUGAAGACAGUGGCGACUCUGACACUAGCCCAAAGCCAUCUCCAAAGAUUGCUGCACGAAGAGAGAGCUAUCUCAAGGCCACCCAACCAUCACUUACGGAACUCACCACUCUCAAGAUAUCUAGUGAACAUUCUCCAAAGCUUCAGAUCCGAAGCCACAGUUACUUGAGGGCAGUGAGUGAAGUUUCAAUCAAUAGGAGUCUGGAUAGCCUGGACCCUGCAGGUUUGCUUACUUCUCCCAAAUUCCGUUCCCGGAAUGAGAGCUACAUGAGGGCCAUGAGCACUAUUAGUCAGGUGAGUGAGAUGGAAGUAAAUGGUCAGUUUGAAUCAGUCUGCGAGUCUGUAUUCAGUGAACUAGAAUCUCAGGCAGUAGAGGCCCUGGAUCUGCCAAUGCCAGGCUGCUUUCGCAUGAGGAGCCACAGCUAUGUGAGAGCAAUCGAAAAGGGCUGCUCCCAAGAUGAUGAAUGCUUGUCGCUGAGGUCCUCGUCUCCCCCACGCACAACCACCACUGUGAGGACCAUCCAAAGCAGCACCGUUUCUUCUUGCAUUACCACAUAUAAGAAGACACCACCUCCAGUCCCACCAAGAACCACCACCAAACCUUUUAUCUCCAUCACAGCCCAGAGCAGCACGGAAUCUGCACAAGAUGCCUACAUGGAUGGACAUGGACAAAGGGGAGAUAUUAUCAGCCAGUCGGGACUUAGCAACUCCACAGAAAGUUUGGACAGUAUGAAGGCACUAACAGCUGCUAUUGAGGCAGCCAAUGCACAGAUCCAUGGCCCUGCCAGCCAGCAUAUGGGAAACAACACUGCUACUGUCACCACCACUACCACUGUUGCCACAGUUAAUGCAGAUGACAGAAAGAGGGAUCAUUUCAAGAAAAACCGAUGUCUGUCUAUUGGAAUACAGGUUGAUGGUGGGGAUGAAUCUUCUAGCUCAAGUGAAAACAGAGCAACCAGUAAGUUCCAAUCCAUAGGUGUUCAAGUAGAGGAGGAGAAGUGUUUCCGCAGGUUCACACGGUCAAAUAGUGUUACAACAGCCGUUCAAGCAGACAUGGAUUUCCAUGAGAACUUUGAAAUGUGUAUGGACCCUCAAGAAGACAAUUAUCCUGGGCAAAUAUCAAGACAGUAUUCUCGAGAUGCCAGCACUUCCACUGUAAGCAUACAGGGCUCAGGAAAUCAUUAUCAUGCAUGUGCAGUGGAUGAUGACUUUGAUGGAGAUUUUGAUCCUUCAAUUUUACCUCCGCCGGAUCCCUGGAUUGAUUCUAUAACUGAAGAUCCAAUUGAAGCAGUUCAAAGGUCAGUUUGUCAUAGAGAUGGACACUGGUUCUUGAAGCUUCUUCAAGCAGAGAGAGAGCGCAUGGAAGGUUGGUGCCAACAAAUGGAGAGAGAAGAACAAGAAAACCUCCUGCCUGAAGAAAUUCUAGGUAAAAUUCGAACAGCAGUUGGCAGUGCACAGCUUCUCAUGGCCCAGAAAUUUUACCAGUUCAGAGAACUGUGUGAAGAAAAUCUGAAUCCCAAUGCACAUCCGAGACCAGCCUCCCAGGAUUUAGCAGGGUUUUGGGAUAUGCUGCAGUUGUCUAUAGAAAAUAUUAGUAUGAAAUUUGAUGAACUUCAUCAGUUAAAGGCCAAUAAUUGGAAACAGAUGGAUCCACAUGACAAGAAGGAGAGAAGGGCCCCUCCUCCAGUGCCAAAGAAGCCAUCGAAAGGUCAGGUGCCACUCAUACGGGAACGCUCUUUGGAGAGCUCACAGCGUCAGGAGGCCCGGAAACGGCUAAUGGCUGCCAAACGAGCCGCGUCUGUCCGUCAGAACUCAGCCACUGAAAGCGCCGAAAGCAUUGAGAUUUACAUCCCCGAAGCCCAGACCAGGCUAUGAAGGGAUCCAACCAGGAGGACUCUUAAUGGCAAGAAACAUCUCUUGUAUAAUCUGCCCUUCUAGGUCCAUGCUCAGAGACACCAAUAAGUAUUUGUAUUCCCUCUCCCUUUAUCUCUCUCUUCUCUCCCAAUGAAGUAACACUUCUGUGGCGUAGUUGUCAAUCAUCCAAGAGAUUUUCGCUAAUUCCCCUUGCUUUCUAAAGGUUUGCCCAUGUCAACCUAAUGCUUUGUCACAUGUACUGAUGCUGCCACCUUGCCUCAUGUAAAGAGUCCCACAGGCACACAAAUGAACUCUCUCUCUCUCUCUCUCUCUGUCACACACACACACACACACACACACACACACACAAACUGUACAGUAGAUACACCUGUUAAUUCAUUCUUGGUCCUUAAAGGUAGCCUGUUAUCUAGUGUACAGCAAUAUUCAAUUAUAUGGUAUUUUGGAAAUUCAGUAUUGCAGGGUAAACCUUUAGGAUUCUGUUGUCUUCCUAAUUAAUGAUGAAAGGAGAUCUAGCUCAGAAUCCCUUCUUGAUAUGACUAUUAUUUUUUUAAAAAGAUGGCGCACAUUAUUUCAUUCCUAAGAAUCGUACCUUCUCACCUGACAGAUUGGAAGGAGAUGGAGAGAUAGGCAUGCUGCAAUAAAAGUUGAACAUAGUCUUUCAGAUGAAAUGUAAAUGAUCCUAUGAAGAACUGCAGCUGUACAAACUGCCUUGUUUUUAUUUCCUCAGUCUUGCUUUCAAA